AUGAGUACGAAUAGGCCCAACGUUGACAUGGAAGAGUACAUCGAGCACGUCUUACAGCAGCAGCAGCAGCAGCAGUGUCGUCGCAGCAGCAGCAGCAAUAUCACGGCAGCGGCGCUGCGCGAUUUGAACUUCGCCGAGGCCCCGACUCGCACCGAUGUCGUUGCUCGCACCACCACCACCGCCGCCGCUGCUGCGGAUGAUGAUGAAGAAAACGAAGACGGGAGGGAGGAGGGUGAUAUGCUGUUCUCCACCGCUACCCGGCCGUACAUUUCGGAGGAGGUGGGCGGCAGCAGCACCCCGACUGCGAGCAAGUCACCCAUCUUCUGCCUCAAGUGCGCUGCGGCUGGAGAUCCUAUUGCCGCCGCUACUACGGAUAACGAGGAGAAGAGCAAGCAGCCAAGAGCAGCGCCGCAGCAACCGCAGCGGCGCCGUAGCCGUGUGCAGACGACCACCACCACCAUCGUCAUCGCAUCUUCUUCGUCAUCGUCUUCUCCGCAGAGCGGUCGCUUUCCAUUUCCGCAUGGCACUCAGGUGUCGGUGGACGAGUUGUCCUUGCAGGGUUCCUCCAGCGAUGUCCACGCACGCUUGGGUACGCGGUGCCCGCCCGCGUCGCCCUUCUUCCUGGGCGGCUUACUGUACUGCCUAACCGAGUCUACCGUCGCGGAGACGGCGAGCCCGACAACGAACUCGUUUUCGCACGGCUGCUGCGGCGGCGUGACGAGCACGGUGAUCGAGGGCUACCCUGUUGUGCCGUCCGCUGUCAGCAAGACGAGUUCGUUGUCGGUGGUGCUGCGAAUGCCGGCUGGUGAAGGGGGCAGCCCGCUGUUGAACUCCUGCUUUGUACCCGACACGGAGGAAGGCCGUCGACGCGGGCAGCACGCUUCUUCUCUUUCUCCGUCAUCGCCGCCGCGACUGUGGGUGCGGAAUGGAACUACGGCCGCACCAGUGAAGACAUCCGCGUACAUGCGGUUUGAACGUGCGGUGCAGGACACGGCGUUGUCGUGCGACGACGCCGCGAGUGCGACGGAGGCGCUGUUGGCCGCGGCGGCGGCCAUGCCGAUAUAG
Messenger RNA from Leptomonas pyrrhocoris, 1065 nucleotides. RefSeq lists its product as hypothetical. Lineage: Eukaryota; Euglenozoa; Kinetoplastea; Trypanosomatida; Trypanosomatidae. The transcript has a single exon. The coding region runs from base 1 to 1065 and encodes 354 amino acids. The record is from RefSeq and is a predicted model, not a curated record.